AUGAAACAGCCUCACAGCACAGUGGAGGCGCUCUUCCGGGCGUCCAAGAAGCACUUCAAGCUAGGCCAACCGGUGGACCCGGAGGGCGUCCGGGCCGUUACGGAGGCUCUCGAUGCCGUGACGCUCCAGGACCUGGGCCUCGAGGCGCCCCGCGAUCGGCGGCAGACGGAGUUGUACGCGGUGAACAAUGCGGUGCACGGCAGCGUGGAGGCGUCGGGGGACAGCAAGAACCGGUCCACGCAGCCAGGGCAGUCGCACCACAGCAAAGGCGCGGUGCGCUACCUGCACAUCUACGAGGACGAGCACUUCACCAUCGGAAUCUUCUGCAUGCCUGCCGGAGUGCAGAUCCCCCUGCACGAUCAUCCAGGGAUGACGGUCAUGUCCCGGCUGCUCUACGGGAAGAUGCGCGUGCUGUCGGCGGACCUCGUCGACGGGCCGCGCGCCGCGCCGCACGAUGCCUGCGGGGUCCUCAAGGCCAGGCUCAAGGGCCUGCGCACGGUGACCGCGCCCGCAGCAACCAUGCGGCUCGACCCCAACGGCGGCGGCAACAUCCACUCGUUCUACGCCGUUACGGACGCCGCGAUCCUGGACAUCCUAGCGCCGCCGUACGACCCCGCGGCGAACCGGGGCUGCACGUACUACUCGCAGUGCCCGCUGCCUGAGGACUUGGACAGGGCGCGGCGCGGGGCGCUGCGGCGCAGCUCGAGCCAGCCCUCGGUAGCGGACGCGCCAGGCAGCGAGAGCGGCGCGAACGGCGGCCCGCAGCCCCCGAACCGGCCGCACGUAAACGGGGACGCCAACGUGCACGUCAUGGCUGGGUCCUUCAGUGGGCCGGCGCGCUCCGCACCGUCUGAGUGCCCGCGGCUGUCGCCAGAUAUAGCCACGGCCGAGAGCUCACGGGAGGAGGACCGGCCGCGCAUCAUCGGGUUGCUCCCGUACGAUCCAGGAGAGGACGUGCACGUCGAGUGCGGGGAGUACCUCGGCCACCCAGUGGCGUGA
This is a messenger RNA of Pedinophyceae sp. YPF-701, 999 nucleotides long. The record is from the annotation of a GenBank genome assembly. NCBI's taxonomy places the organism in Eukaryota, Viridiplantae, Chlorophyta, Pedinophyceae.